This is a messenger RNA of Rubroshorea leprosula, 1899 nucleotides long. NCBI's taxonomy places the organism in Eukaryota, Viridiplantae, Streptophyta, Magnoliopsida, Malvales, Dipterocarpaceae. The record is from the annotation of a GenBank genome assembly.
AUGGGAAACCCCAAAAAAAAAAAAAAAAGGAACCUGCAAGAAUAAAUAUAUACUACAAAUGAGCAAACGCUAAGAGAUACUCGCAUUCAAUGGCUAUCACCAAUCUCCCAAUUACUAACUCACUGGAUACUGGAACUCCACUUCUAGAUGACGCCGUUGAUGGCUGCGUUGACUAUAAAGGCCGCCCCGUUCACCGAUCCAGCUCCGGCGGCUGGAGGUCGGUAUCUUUCGUUAUAGGCGUUGAAGUUGCUGAGAGUUUUGCUCUAAAUGGAAUCAUCUCCAAUCUUAUAACUUUCUUAACGGGACCGCUCGGUCAGUCCACCGCCACGGCGGCUGAAAACGUUAACGCUUGGUCGGGUGUGGUUUCACUACUUCCUCUUCUGGGAGCAUUUAUAGCCGAUUCUUUCCUUGGCCGUUACCGCACCAUUGUUGUUGCUUGUCUUAUCUAUAUCAUGGGACUAGGCUUGCUGACAUUGUCAGCUACUAUUCCUUUUGAUGCCACUUCUGCCAGCCUAAGCAGCAAUAAUAUGACAUCAUAUUCAUCACAUUCAUUCCAAGUAAUCUUAUUUUUCUUCUCACUAUAUCUAGUAGCACUUGCCAAUGGUGGGUACAAACCAUGCAUUCAAGCGUUUGGUGCAGAUCAGUUUGAUGGAGAAGACCCAGAGGAGUGCAUGGCCAAAAGUUCAUUCUUCAAUUGGUGGAAUUUUUGUCUGUAUGGUAGCACCUUAGUAGCCCUUUGGAUCUUAAAUUACAUCCAAGACAACCUCGGUUGGGCUCUUGGAUUUGGAAUCUCCUGCAUAGCAAUGAUAGUUGCGUUGAUUGUUUUCCUGGUUGGAACAAAUACUUACCGGUACAGUCACAUAGGGAACAAGAAAAGCCCGAUUAUUAGAAUAUGUAGGGUAUUCAUUGUGGCAGCUAGGAACCGGCGAGCAAUGUCUUCAGCAAUAGUUACUAGAGAAGAAGCUUGUGGAACACUACCUAAUGAAGGUUCCAAGCAAUAUGGAUUCCUGAACAAGGCUUUGCUUGCACCUGAUGGUUCCAUGGAAUCUGGGAAGGUUUGUACCACUGGGGAAGUUGAAGAGGCAAAGGCUAUGCUGAGGCUUGUUCCAAUAUGGGCUACCUGCCUGAUAUUUGCUGUUGUUUAUGGACAGUCAUCAACUUUCUUUACCAAGCAAGGAGCUACCAUGGAUAGAUCAAUUACAAUUGCAUUUGAGAUACCUUCUGCUUCACUUCAAUCAUUCAUCAGCUUAACCAUUGUUCUCUUCAUUCCCAUUUAUGACUGGAUUUUUGUUCCUUUAGCAAGAGCCAUGACUGGGAAACCUGCUGGCAUUACUUUACUGCAGAGAAUUGGUACUGGGAUGUUUUUGUCUGCCGUAUCAAUGGUGAUUGCUGCUUUAGUGGAGAUGCAGAGGCUUAAAAUUGCCGAAGAAUCUGGGCUGGUUGAUAUGCCAAAUGGGACAGUUCCAAUGAGCGUGUGGUGGUUGGUUCCUCAGUAUGUCUUGCUUGGUAUAGCGGAUGUAUUCACCCUCAUUGGUCUUCAAGAGUUAUUUUAUGGUCAGGUCCCAAUUGAAUUAAGAAGUGUGGGUCUCUCACUCUACCUUAGUAUUUUUGGUGUUGGAAGCUUUCUAAGUAGUUUUCUUGUCUCUUCCAUUGACAAGGCAACUGGCAUGGAUGGUCACUAUAGCUGGUUUGCUAAUAAUCUGAAUCAUGCACACCUUGAUUAUUUCUAUUGGCUGCUUGCUGGACUCUGUAUCGUAGAAUUGGCUACUUUCAUGUACGUUUCAAAAUCGUACAUUUAUUAUAGGGGACGUACAUUGUAAAUGUUGUCUUUUGGUUUUUCACCUUUUCUCAUUACUUCUAACUAGUAAGCCAUUCUUGGGGGGAGAAUACAAGCAAGCA